Chenopodium quinoa (quinoa) is the source of this 1268-nucleotide messenger RNA. RefSeq names its product short-chain dehydrogenase TIC 32, chloroplastic-like. Bases 123 to 1076 code for a protein of 317 amino acids. The transcript is spliced from 8 exons. NCBI's taxonomy places the organism in Eukaryota, Viridiplantae, Streptophyta, Magnoliopsida, Caryophyllales, Amaranthaceae. The record is from RefSeq and is a predicted model, not a curated record.
AAACCCUUUUUUUUUAAUAGAAAAAAAGGCAAAUAAUAAGAAAGCAAAAAACAAUUACCUGAAAAAUCCUUGAAGUUGUAGAAAAUUCACAGGGUUUUGAAAUCUCUGGAACGAAAAAAAAGAUGAUGAAAAUAUGGCCAUUUACAAGAAAAGGAGCAUCUGGGUUUUCAGCUGCUUCCACCGCCAAAGAAGUUACUGAUCGAAUUGAUGCGAAUGGCGUCACGGCUAUUGUUACCGGAUCCACAAGUGGUAUUGGAGUAGAAACAGCACGUACACUUGCCUUGCGUGGGGUUCAUGUUGUCAUGGCUGUGAGGAAUGUAGAAGCUGGCAAAAAUCUCAAAGAGAAAAUACUUGAAGAAAUUCCUGCUGCAAAAAUUGAUGUUAUGGAGCUGGAUCUUAGCUCAUUAGCAUCAGUGGAGAAGUUUGCAUCUGAUUUCAAGUCCUCGGGUUUGCCCCUCAAUAUUCUCAUAAACAAUGCAGGGAUUAUGGCUACCCCAUUUCAGCUGUCCAAAGACAACAUAGAAAUUCAGUUUGCAACCAAUCAUUUAGGUCAUUUUCAUUUGACGGAUCUGCUAUUGGAUAACAUGAAGAAGACAGCCCAUGAAAGCAACAGGGAAGGAAGGAUUGUGAUUGUUUCAUCAGAAGCCCAUCGGUUUGCUUAUAGUGAAGGAAUUUGCUUUGACAGAAUCAACGAUGAGUCAGGGUACAACAGCUUGCAGGCUUAUGGACAGUCAAAGCUUGCUAACAUUUUGCAUGCAAAUGAGCUUACCAGACGACUAAAGGAAGAAGGGGUUCAGAUAACUGCAAAUUCACUUCAUCCUGGAUCCAUCACAACCAAUCUUCUGCGUCACCGCAGUUUUAUCAAUGGAUUCAUCCACUCUCUAGGGAAACUUGUGCUAAAAGAUGUUGAGCAAGGUGCUGCGACAUCAUGUUAUGUGGCAUUACAUCCACAAGUGCAAGGAGUAAGCGGCGAAUAUUUCAUGGAUAGUAACAUAGCUCAGCCAACUUCCCAGGCGAAAGAUGCUGUGCUGGCAAAAGAAUUAUGGGACUUCAGUUUGAAGCUCACAAAAUCCUAGCUUCAAGUUACGUUCAGUUGGCGGUGCAGUUUAUUGCUAUGAGCUGUUUUGACGUCUAGCAUACUGAAGAUACUCUCAUAGAAUGAGCUAUGGGCUAUAAGUAGAAUGAGCUGUAACUAUUUCAUAGAAUGAGUUGUUCUUGUUCAAUUACUAUUUAAAACUUUUGCUAUAAAUCUCAAUUGCUUACUAUUC